AUGAUGGGUAUUCUGUUACCCUACCCCUCCCGUCUGGCAAUUAUGAACAGCAAUCCAAGCUUGGGGUGGAGGAAGUUGAGGGAGUGCCCAACUCUGUUACAGGCACUACCUCCUUCUUCUAGACCUGUUUUAAUGGUCUCAACGCUCUAUCAGGAUUCAAUGGCUUUUAAAACAGGAUUCGGAAUAUUGUCAAUACCAUAUGCAUUAGCAUCAGAAGGGUGGUUGAGCUUGAUACUUCUUAUUAUUAUUGCAAUCGCAACCUUCUACACAGCGUUGUUAAUGCAAAGAUGUAUGGAUGCGGAUCAAAGUAUAAGAAGCUAUCCUGAUAUUGUUGAGCGUGCAUUCGGUACAAAAGGAAGAACGUUUGCAUCCAUUGUCAUGAAUGUUGAACUUUACUUGAUUGUGACGAGUUUCCUAAUUGUGGAAGGGGAUAAUUUGGUUAAAAUAUUUUCAGACAUGGGAAUCCAAAUAGGUGGGUUUAGAAUUGGUGGAAGAGUUUGCUUUGUGAUAAUUGUUGGCCUCAUUAUACUUCCUACUGAAAGGGGAACUCUGCUGAAUUGGAAGGGAUUACCUACUGCUGUUAGCUUAUACUCGUUCUGUUAUUGUGCUCAUCCAGUUUUUCCCACUCUCUACACUUCUAUGAAGAGCCAAAGACUCUUCUCUAAUGUGAAGGAACAACACAAGACCCCUGAGAUUUGUGAUCAGCACUAUCUUGGUUAUCAGCGCCAUCAUUGUAGCCCUGACCAUCCCCUUUUUCGGGUAUCUCGUGUCACUUGUUGGAGCACUUCUAAGUGUCGCUCUUUCAACUUUAUUUCCAUGCUUGUGAUAUCUGAAGAUUUCCGGAACUUACCAGAAACUUAG
Messenger RNA from Ilex paraguariensis (yerba mate), 861 nucleotides. NCBI's taxonomy places the organism in Eukaryota, Viridiplantae, Streptophyta, Magnoliopsida, Aquifoliales, Aquifoliaceae. The record is from the annotation of a GenBank genome assembly.